CACUCCCAUCAACAACAACAACAAAAAAAAACCCUAACCUUCCCUCCGACAAGAAAACAACAACACCAACUGAUGACCCGACUCGUGAAACGCGAGGCCGCCACGGCACCCGUGAAACGCGAGCCCGCCACCGGAACCGACAAUGUAGCCGCCGCCGCCGAUUUGAGCGACUGCAGAAUUCUCCGUUCUCGGUACCAUGCCGUCCAGAAUCUCAUCCAAGAUGAAGCAGACGAUAUUGGAAGCGCGGAAUCCAACAAGUUCAACACCAUCCUCAACGAGCUCCAGAGCUUGCACGAGCGAGUGAUCAGACCGAGGGAGCAGUUAGCUGACGCAGAGGCUCUGUUGGGGAUUACAAGUUCAUUUGUGAAGGGCGCCAAGCUCAAUUCCAACGCGGUUACGCCUUCCAAAUUCAUCAAUUUCAUACUCAGAGACUUCGCCAGAGCCCAACAAUACAGCCAUAGUGAUAGAACGAGGGCGUCUGUUAACUGGCAAAAGAUUGGAAUUUCAGUUUCACAUAUAUUCAAGCCCUUCCGGGGAUGCUCUACAAUGCUUGGCACAAACAGUGCAGUGAAGCAGAGGAAGCCUGCAGUCAGGAGAGGCCGACGACCGAGCAAACAAUUUGCGUUGCCUAAACAGGUUGAUCCUCACGUCGAGGAAGAAGAGAAGACAGGCACGACUGAUGGAACGAUGCUGACCAUGUUCAGCAUCUUGAGGAAGGAGAGGAAGGUGGAGCUUGAACACCUGGUAUUGAACAGGAGCUCAUUCUCACAGACGGUGGAGAAUUUGUUUGCGUUGUCGUUCCUGGUAAAAGACGGAAGGGUCGAGAUUCAAGUUGAUGAUGAAUCCGGGCGCCAUCUAGUCUCUCCGAGGAAUGCGCCAUCAGCCACUAUGAUUGCCUCCGGCGACGUUUCUUACCGGCAUUUUGUCUUCAAAUUUGACUACAGUGAUUGGCAGUUGAUGUGCUCCUCAGUCGAGGUUGGAAAGGAGCUGAUGCCACAUAGGACUCAAGAAUCCAGCCCAUCUGACUAGAAUCUGAAGGAGCUGAGGCUAGCAGCGCAAAGCCAAAGUAAUCUCUGCUUUUGAGGAUCAUCAUUGUUAAAUAUUCCCAAGUUUAGGCUCUGCAGAAAGCUUAACUACAAAAUGAAUUUUCAUGCUAAAGAUGUUACACAAAGUUGUUAGUUCCCACUGUGUUCGAUUCAACUGAAAUCAGCUAGCUCUCUGCAUAUGUUAAAAUGUUACACAAGUCCAACGAGGA
Linum trigynum is the source of this 1255-nucleotide messenger RNA. NCBI's taxonomy places the organism in Eukaryota, Viridiplantae, Streptophyta, Magnoliopsida, Malpighiales, Linaceae. The record is from the annotation of a GenBank genome assembly.